Messenger RNA from Zootoca vivipara (common lizard), 2467 nucleotides. RefSeq names its product mutL homolog 1 (gene MLH1). Gene Ontology annotation, cellular component: MutLalpha complex. Lineage: Eukaryota; Metazoa; Chordata; Lepidosauria; Squamata; Lacertidae. The record is from RefSeq and is a predicted model, not a curated record. Gene Ontology annotation, biological process: mismatch repair; somatic hypermutation of immunoglobulin genes. Gene Ontology annotation, molecular function: ATP hydrolysis activity; mismatched DNA binding; ATP-dependent DNA damage sensor activity.
GCGAGGCCGUUGAGGCGCGAGUUUGGCGGUUGAGGCGUCCGUUGCUCUGAGGGAGCGCUCGCCUCCGCACGGCUUUCCCCGGAGCUUCUUGGCAAGGGCGGCCCCUUCCUUUCUUCCGUCGGGCCAGCCCUGUCUCACAACCCCGGGGUAGCCGCCCGUCGUAGCCCCUUCGCCGUCGUUUCCCCAGUGGCCCCCGAGUCCCGCCGCCCCCGCCGCCCGCUUCCUCAUGGCCUUGAUGGCGGGUGUGAUCCGCCGGCUGGACGAGGCUGUGGUGAACCGCAUCGCGGCUGGAGAAGUCAUCCAGAGACCCGCCAACGCCAUCAAGGAGAUGGUGGAGAACUGUUUGGAUGCCAAAGCUACCAGCAUCCAGGUAACAGUGAAGGAUGGUGGCUUAAAACUAAUUCAAAUCCAAGAUAAUGGUUGUGGAAUUAGGAGAGAAGACUUGGAUAUUGUGUGUGAGAGAUUCACCACAAGUAAACUACAGACUUUUGAGGACCUAGCUAGUAUUUCUACAUAUGGGUUUAGAGGCGAGGCUCUGGCAAGUAUAAGUCACGUUGCCCAUGUGACUAUAACAACUAAGACAGCUGAUGGAAAGUGUGCCUACAGGGCAAACUAUUCUGAUGGAAAAUUGAAGGCUGCCCCCAAACCUUGUGCUGGAAACCAGGGAACUCAAAUCACAGUUGAGGAUCUAUUUUACAAUGUAACCACUAGGAGAAAAGCUUUAAACAAGCCUAGUGAAGAAUAUGCAAAAAUUAUGGAAGUUGUUAGCAGGUAUGCUAUUCACAACUCUGGCAUCAGUUUUUCAGUUAAAAAGCAAGGUGAUACAGUAGCAGAUGUUAGAACACUGUCGAAUGCUACAACCGUUGACAAUAUCCGCUCCGUCUUUGGAAAUGCUGUUAGCAGAGAGUUGAUUGAAGUGGGCUGUGAAGAUGCAACAUUGGCUUUUAAAAUGAAGGGUUACGUAACCAAUGCAAACUAUUCAGUAAAGAAAUGCAUCUUCUUGCUUUUCAUAAACCAUCGACUGGUUGAGUCAAAUGCUUUGCGAAAAGCAAUAGAAACUGUAUAUGCGGCUUAUUUACCUAAAAAUACACAUCCAUUUUUAUACAUAAGCCUAGAAAUAAACCCUCAGAACGUAGAUGUGAAUGUGCAUCCCACAAAGCAUGAAGUUCAUUUCCUUCAUGAAGACAGCAUCUUGGAGAGUGUACAGCAACACAUAGAGAGCAAAUUGUUGGGCUCUAACUCAUCAAGGGUAUAUUUUACACAGACAUUGCUGCCAGGUGCUACUGCCUCUUCCGCCGAUGUUGUUAAAUCAGCAAGUUCUUCAACUAAUCAAGGGGGAGGCAAGGUCUGUGCCCAUCAGAUGGUCCGUACUGAUUCCCGGGAACAGAAACUGGAUGCUUUUCUUCAGCCAGCAAAUAAACCCAAGCCUUCUGAACUUUCUGCAGUGACACCCCAGGAUAACAACAACAAGCAAAGUUGCAAGGGAACUGGACUACAAGAUGCUGAGAUGGAAGAUUGCAGUGACUUGAAUUCAAGAGAUCAAGCUGUGGAAAUUGCAGAAGGGUCAACAGAAAGCCAGCCAGCACCUCCUGAAGCUCUACCUGCUAGAAAGAGGCAGCGAACAAAAUGUGAUGUGGAAAUGGAAGAACAGCAAAAACAGGAAAUGACUGCUGCUUGCGUUCCAAGAAGGAGAAUUGUGAACCUAACUAGCAUAGCAACCCUUCAAGAGGAAAUUAGUAAUCGGGCACAUGCAAAUCUUCAAGAGAUGCUACAUGAUCAUUCCUUUGUUGGAUGUGUUAACCCUCAGUGGGCAUUGGUGCAGUAUCAGACAAAACUGUAUCUGCUCAGUACCACAAAACUCAGUCAAGAAAUGUUCUAUCAGAUCCUUAUCUAUGACUUCGGAAACUUUGGAGUUUUAAGAUUGUCAGAACCAGCUCCACUCUAUGAUUUAGCUAUGCUAGCCUUGGAGAAUGAUGAAAGUGGUUGGACAGAAGAUGAUGGUCCAAAGGAAGGCCUUGCUGAAUACAUUGUUGACUUUCUAACGAAGAAGAGUGCCAUGCUGAAAGACUAUUUCUCUCUUGAAAUUGAUGAAAUGGGAAAUCUUACAGGACUACCACUUCUGAUAGAUAAUUACGUCCCUCCACUGGAAGGGCUGCCUAUGUUUGUCCUUCGUUUGGCCACAGAGGUAAACUGGGAUGAAGAAAAGGAAUGUUUUGAUACUUUGAGUAAAGAAUGUGCCAUGUUCUACUCCAUUAGAAAACAGUAUAUAAUGGAAGAAUCUGAUCUUACUACUCAACAGGCUGAAGACUCUGGAGCUGGUAUGAGAUCAUGGAAAUGGACAGUAGAACAUGUGCUUUAUAAAGUUCUUCGGACAUACCUUUUGCCUCCUAAAAACUUCACAGAAGAUGGCAGCGUUUUGCAACUUGCUAAUUUACCAGACUUGUACAAAGUGUUUGAAAGAUGCUGA